Molecule: messenger RNA, 1558 nt
Organism: Ahaetulla prasina
Lineage: Eukaryota; Metazoa; Chordata; Lepidosauria; Squamata; Colubridae
Gene: CLNS1A
Product: chloride nucleotide-sensitive channel 1A
Exons: 7
Coding region: 72-788 (238 amino acids)
Biological process (GO): cell volume homeostasis; spliceosomal snRNP assembly; mRNA cis splicing, via spliceosome
Cellular component (GO): plasma membrane; pICln-Sm protein complex; methylosome
Source: RefSeq, a predicted model, not a curated record
GCGUCCGGGGUCAGCCUGGGCGGGGUUGUACUUCCUGUGUCUCCCUGCUCCGGGUAGGCCUCGCGCUCGCGAUGAGCUUCUUGAAGCGCAUCCCGGAGCCGAGCGAGGGGAUCCGGCUGCGGCAACCCGAGACGGAGGCCGUGCUCGCGGGACGGGGCCUGGGCACCGGCAGCCUGUACAUCGCGGAGAGUCGUCUGUCAUGGAUAGCAGAUUCAGGCCUUGGAUUCUCACUGGACUAUCCCAUCAUAAGUUUACAUGCCAUCUCCAGGGACUUGAAUACCUACCCGUGGGAACAUUUGUACGUCAUGGUGAAUGCAAAGUUUGAAGUAGAAGAAUCUCGAGAAAAUCCCAUUCCGGAGGAGGGAGAAGAGGAGAGCGACGAUGAGUUUGAACCCAUCUCCGAAUUCCGAUUUGUACCCAGCGACAAAUCAGCAUUGGAAGCCAUGUUCACCGCCAUGUGCGAAUGCCAGGCCCUGCACCCCGACCCGGAGGACGAAGACUCCGAUAGCAAUUACGAUGGCGAGGAAUAUGACGUCGAGGCUCACGAAAUCGGCCAAGGCGAUAUCCCGUCCUUCUACACGUAUGAGGAAGGCUUGUCGCGUUUAACAGCCGAGGGUCAGGCGACCUUGGAGAGGCUGGAGGGGAUGCUGGCCCAGUCUAUAAGCACUCAGUACCACAUGGCUGGGGUGCGAACGGAAGAUACUCUGAGGGACUUCGAAGAUGGAAUGGAAGUCGACGCGGCCCCAGUAGUUACGGGACAGUUUGAAGAUGCCGAUGUUGAUCAUUAAAAGAAGAUUCUCUUGGCGUCUUCAAAGCAGAAUUCCCCAAGAUGGACCAGGUUACAAGAAUGAACACAGUUCCACUGUUAGACCCAAACAUGAAGACUGUAAAUGGUUUUGUAGCUGUGCUUAUAAAACAUGAUUUGACUUUUUUUUGCAUACACAUAGACGCAACACACACAAAAGGGGAAUUUAUAUCUUGGCUCUGAUCGGAGAAUUAAUUAUGGCUUACAAUUGGAGAGCCUUUUACAUGAUAUACUAGAGUAGAGAAGUCCAAUUUCAACAAGUUUUUAAGACUAGUGGACUUCAACUCCUAGAAUUCCCCAGCCAGCCACGCUGGCUGGGGAAUUCUGGCUGUUGAACGUCUCAAAGUCUUAAAUUCUGGGAGUUGAAGUCCACAAAUCUUAAAAGAUUGGACACGCUUGUAGGUACUAGAGGGCAAGGAAUAAAAUUGUAACUUAGAACAGAAUUCUAGGCGUUUCCAGGGAUCGUUCCCGUAUGUUUUAAUGCUUGUUUUGUCUACAGCCAAGUUCAGACAACAGGAAUUUUAUUAUGCUAUUAUCUAAGGUGACUAGUGUUACGACAGAGGGGCGAAGUCGAGGAAAUUGUGGGAACCCUGCAGAGAAUUGACUCCGUCUCUCCGAGAAUCUUAUAUGGUGUUUCUAAGGGCCCAUUUUGGCAUCGAAGCAGACGGUUCUGCGCUCCAGAUAAAACACUUUUUGUUAUUUCUGCUAUAAAUGAAAAUGAAGUGGUUGAAUAAAGAUGAUUUUUGUACCUUA